AUGCUCCAGCUUAAGGAUCAACUUCAUAACUUUCUUCGUUGCAGCAUCGGAGAUGGUAGCACAGCCUUGUUUUGGCAUGAUUACUGGACUGAGCUGGGUCCUUUGCAUCAACUCUUUGGAUCCUCGGGUCCUCGUUCUCUAAGAAUUCCUCUCGGUGCCACCGUCUCUCGGGCGGUCAACAAUGGUCUCUGGAACAUCCCUUCAGCUCGCUCUGACGACGCGGUGACUCUCCAGAUCAUCCUGUCUACAAUGGCGGUUCCUUCUUCUAGUAGCAGAGCUGACGUUUAUCUAUGGAGAAACAGCGCUGGAGGGUUUGGACCAACCUUCUCCUCUCGGGUUACUUGGGAAAGGUUGCGAUUAACAAGACCUCAGGUUCAGUGGUAUUCGGUGGUUUGGUUCAAGGAAGAAAUUCCCCGCUGCUCGUUCAUUUGUUGGACAGCUAUCCUUGGAAGACUUCCCACUCGGGAUCGUUUGAUUUCUUGGGGCUUAUCGGUGCCACCAGGUUGUGUUCUCUGCUCUUUGGCUGAUGAGUCUAUAGCCCACUUGUUUUUUCAAUGUCCAUUUGCGGUUGCUACUUGGUCUCGUUUCUGUGGCAGGUACCUGGCGUCAACUCCUUCCUCACUCGCUGAUGUCGUUCUCCUCUGCCAGCAGCUCCCUGGACCUCAUGCUUCCCGUGCUGUGGUUGUGCUCAAGCUCAUAAACCAAGUGAUCGUCUACAAUCUCUGGCGUGAGAGAAAUGCCCGCAUCUUCACAGCUGUAUCUUCGACUCAAGAGGCGUUUUGGCGCUUGGUGGAUCGUGCUAUUAGAGAUAGGUUGCUAUCAUUAUCGCGGCCUUCUACUACUGCUCCAUCACCUUCCCUGCUUGAGCUCUACUUUUGGUUUCUGUCUCCCUAUAGUUAA
Raphanus sativus (radish) is the source of this 900-nucleotide messenger RNA. RefSeq lists its product as uncharacterized. Lineage: Eukaryota; Viridiplantae; Streptophyta; Magnoliopsida; Brassicales; Brassicaceae. The transcript has a single exon. The record is from RefSeq and is a predicted model, not a curated record. Bases 1 to 900 code for a protein of 299 amino acids.